This is a messenger RNA of Arvicola amphibius (Eurasian water vole), 2595 nucleotides long. RefSeq names its product SUFU negative regulator of hedgehog signaling (gene Sufu). Gene Ontology annotation, molecular function: transcription factor binding. Gene Ontology annotation, cellular component: cytoplasm; nucleus. Bases 194 to 1651 code for a protein of 485 amino acids. The transcript is spliced from 12 exons. The record is from RefSeq and is a predicted model, not a curated record. NCBI's taxonomy places the organism in Eukaryota, Metazoa, Chordata, Mammalia, Rodentia, Cricetidae.
CCCUCAGCACCCUCUGGCCGACUUCGCGAAGGCUAGGGCUUGAGCAGACGAAGCACCGUGCGCAGGCGCGGAGUUAGACCUCGCCGUAGCCCCCAUCGCCUCGGGGAGUCGCAUCCAUAGUGGGUCCGCUGGUCCAUUGAGGCGCUUUCCCUCCUCUACCCUCCCGGGUUCCCCGCGCGCCCUACGCGCCCCGAUGGCGGAGCUGCGGCCUAGCGUCGCCCCCGGCCCCGCCGCGCCCCCGGCCCCUGGCCCUAGUGCCCCUCCGGCCUUUGCCUCCCUCUUUCCCCCGGGACUGCACGCCAUCUACGGAGAGUGCCGCCGCCUUUACCCCGACCAGCCGAACCCGCUCCAGGUCACCGCUAUCGUCAAGUACUGGUUGGGUGGUCCAGACCCGUUGGAUUAUGUUAGCAUGUACAGGAAUAUGGGGAGUCCUUCUGCCAACAUCCCUGAGCAUUGGCACUACAUCAGCUUUGGCCUGAGCGAUCUCUAUGGUGACAGCAGAGUUCAUGAGUUUACAGGAACAGACGGACCAAGUGGUUUUGGCUUUGAAUUGACAUUUCGUCUGAAGAGAGAAACUGGAGAGUCUGCCCCACCAACAUGGCCAGCGGAGCUGAUGCAGGGCCUGGCUCGAUAUGUCUUCCAGUCAGAGAACACUUUCUGUAGCGGGGACCACGUGUCUUGGCAUAGCCCUUUGGACAACAGUGAGUCGAGAAUUCAGCACAUGCUGCUGACGGAGGACCCGCAGAUGCAGCCUGUGCAGACCCCGUUCGGGGUGGUUACCUUCCUCCAGAUUGUCGGUGUCUGCACUGAGGAGCUACACUCAGCCCAGCAGUGGAAUGGGCAGGGCAUCCUGGAACUGCUGAGAACGGUGCCCGUUGCUGGCGGUCCCUGGCUGAUAACUGACAUGCGGAGGGGAGAAACCAUAUUUGAGAUCGAUCCGCACCUGCAACAGGAGAGAGUUGACAAAGGCAUCGAGACAGAUGGUUCUAACCUGAGCGGUGUUAGUGCCAAGUGUGCCUGGGAUGACCUAAGCCGACCUCCUGAGGACGAUGAGGAUAGCCGGAGCAUCUGCAUCGGCACACAACCCCGGAGGCUCUCUGGCAAAGAUACAGAACAGAUCCGGGAGACCCUGAGGCGAGGACUCGAGAUCAACAGCAAACCUGUCCUUCCACCAAUCAACCCUCAGCGACAUAAUGGCCUCACCCACGACCGCCCCCCGAGCCGCAAAGACAGCUUAGAAAGUGACAGCUCCACGGCCGUUAUCCCCCACGAGCUGAUCCGUACCCGGCAACUCGAGAGCGUACAUCUGAAAUUUAACCAGGAAUCAGGGGCCCUCAUUCCUCUCUGCCUAAGGGGCAGACUCCUGCAUGGCCGGCACUUCACCUACAAGAGUAUCACAGGUGACAUGGCCAUCACGUUUGUGUCCACGGGAGUGGAAGGCGCCUUUGCCACUGAGGAGCAUCCUUACGCAGCUCAUGGACCCUGGUUACAAAUUCUGUUGACGGAAGAAUUUGUAGAGAAAAUGUUGGAGGACUUGGAAGAUCUGACUUCCCCGGAGGAAUUUAAACUUCCAAAAGAGUACAGCUGGCCUGAAAAGAAGCUCAAAGUCUCCAUCCUCCCUGACGUGGUGUUCGACAGCCCACUGCACUAGCCUGGGCUAGGCCCCAUGGGGGCCAACCCAGUGACUUCGGUGUGACAGCAGUGUAAAGGAGACUCGCGUGAAUAAAAGGACAAGGGUGAGGAUGACUGCCAAGUGCUGCACCCACCACAGGCCCCACCUCACCUCCAGCUCAGGGGCCUCACUCCCAGCUACCAAGUCCGUAUGACCAGGCCCCUGUCCUGCAUGCCAGUGAGUGAGGCUGCAGCUGUAAAGGUCCUCACCCACCUGCUGCUGCCACAGGUUUGACUGAUGUGCUCCGGGGAAGGACAUCCUUGUCACACAGCCAGGUGUGCAGAGCACACGUGUGGACACACUGCCCAGUUCUACCCCAGCGAGCCUUCGCGCGGUCAGGCUGCUCCUGCCUGUGGAACAAUUGCUCCUUCACGAUUGUUUUUGCCUUCCUUAGUCUGUUGUGGAAACCGGAUGGUAUUUUUAUUGCUCAGCAGAGAUGGCCCAGAAGCCAUGUACAUAGAGGUUUUUUUUUAAACAGGACUUCAUUCCUAGAUGAACUUCAUCAUUCUCUUAGACAGGGGUCUGGGGGCUCUGCCUCCCCCACACCAUCUGUCCAAGAAGGUGCCUGGUGCUGCCUGUCAGCUCUGAGCCCUGGAGGAACCUGGGAUAGGGAACAACUGACACACUUUCUAUGUAGCCCUGCCUGGGGCCAGAUAUGCCAUGGCCUAAAAGGGGUGCCACUGCCUUCCAAAUGAACUAGGCUCCUACAAGGCUGUGGGGACUUUAGGGACUCAAUGACAUGGGAUGAUGGUCCUAGCUAUGUCUUCCAGUCCUUUUGUACCCAGCCAGGCCUGCCAAGGAGAGGGUAGAGCCCAUUGCCUCCUCAUCCUACUCCUCAGGACCCCAGCUCUGAGUCCCCUGUCCCCUGCAUUCCCACCCCCUGGGCUGUGGGACUCUAGCUUAUUAAAAACUGAAGAAUCAGA